AUGAUGCUGGACUUUCUGGGACCCUUUCCUCUCCUCCUGUUGCUGUUGGGAUCAUGGGGGCUAGUGCAUCCACUAUGUCACUCAGCUCAACCCUCCACCAGUGUUCAAACAUUUACAAUUCAGCAUCUAAGAGCAAGUCCUGCUCAAUGCAACAGUGCAAUGCGUCUUGUCAAUAAUCCUAACUGGACCUGUAUAGGUCAAAACUCUUUCCUGCAGGACUCCAUUCUAGAACUUCAUCACUUACAGAAUGUGACUAUUACCUGCAGUUGGCCCAACAGGACCUGCAGGCCUCAUGGGAAUAACUGCCACCAGAGUGCAAAUCCUACUAACACGACUUCCUGCUAUCACACUGGAGGGAGAUAUCCUGACUGCAGCUACAGUACCACUCCCCAGAACAGGUUCUACGUUGUUGCCUGGGACCCUCGUCAGCCAGGCUACCCUCCCAAUCGUCUGACUCCUGUAGGGUUGGACAAAGACUAA
Messenger RNA from Enhydra lutris kenyoni (northern sea otter), 480 nucleotides. Its product is annotated as ribonuclease K3-like. The transcript is spliced from 2 exons. The record is from RefSeq and is a predicted model, not a curated record. The coding region runs from base 1 to 480 and encodes 159 amino acids. Gene Ontology annotation, molecular function: nucleic acid binding; RNA nuclease activity. Gene Ontology annotation, biological process: antibacterial humoral response; antimicrobial humoral immune response mediated by antimicrobial peptide; defense response to Gram-negative bacterium. NCBI's taxonomy places the organism in Eukaryota, Metazoa, Chordata, Mammalia, Carnivora, Mustelidae.